AUUGCGUUUUCGAACACAAUUACAAGCGAAAGUAAGAGGGUUAAUUUGAAUUUUCGGUUUCAUUCUCUUUAUGAUAACCAGCGGCCUAUAGAACGUUGUGAAUCUUGUUGAGUUUGACGAAGAAUCUUAUUUCUCCAUAAAUAUCAGUGAAAUCAAUUAAUUACCCGAACGAGAUGAAUCGCAAUAUAGAGUUACCAGGGGUUACCUCCUUCUUUUGGAAGCAGAGCAGGAGGAAAACAUUUGACAAGUGGCCCUUCAACGAGUCUAACAAAUGCAAUGCUGACUGUAUGGCUGCAGCUGGAUUUUAUGUUAUCGGGAACAACGACGAGCCAGACUUGGUUGCAUGUUUUAUCUGUAAUAAACAACUUGAUGGUUGGGAACCAAACGAUGAUCCAUGGAAUGAACAUGUAAAGCAUAAUCCUACCUGUCCAUUUGUUAAAUUGAAUAAGCAAGAUGAAAAAGCAUGGACCGUGGGUGAAUUGUAUGAUUUAUAUAAAAAAUAUACGAUAAAAGAAUAUAUGGAAGAAAUAAAUAAAGAUAUAACCAUACUGAAAGAUGCAGUAGAACAAUUAAAGAGCGAACUAUCUGUAAAUAAAAUAUCACAACAAAAGAAUAAAAAGAGUACUGACUGAAUUGUUACUGUAGAUAUUGUAUGGUAUAGCGAUAUCCUUUCUGUUAUAGGGAUUAUUAUGUUAAUAUAUUUUGUAUCAUUUUUUUAAAAAAAUAUAAUGAGUAAGCA
Molecule: messenger RNA, 739 nt
Organism: Pogonomyrmex barbatus (red harvester ant)
Lineage: Eukaryota; Metazoa; Arthropoda; Insecta; Hymenoptera; Formicidae
Gene: Det
Product: baculoviral IAP repeat containing deterin
Source: RefSeq, a predicted model, not a curated record